Messenger RNA from Mastomys coucha (southern multimammate mouse), 1217 nucleotides. It is a transcript of the gene Them4, whose product is annotated as thioesterase superfamily member 4. The record is from RefSeq and is a predicted model, not a curated record. NCBI's taxonomy places the organism in Eukaryota, Metazoa, Chordata, Mammalia, Rodentia, Muridae. The transcript has 8 exons. Bases 141 to 926 code for a protein of 261 amino acids.
GGGAGGCGCUAGCAUCCUGGGCAGCGCGCGGCUCCGCCCUCCAUCCGCCUCCACAGUUAAUAGUCCAGACUCUGCGUGUGGGAUACUGUGGCUCUUUCUGGACGAGAGGAGGCAGCAGGGUCCUACGCUCGGCCUGAGCAAUGCUGAGAAGCUGCGCUAUGCGCCUGCGCACUCUCGGGGCCACGCCUGCUAGGCGGCCUGGAGCAGCGAGGGUCUGGAAUCAUCCAGGACUCCUCUGCUUCCUCCUUCCCGAGAACCAGCAUUGGAGUCAGCCCAGCCAACAGCAGAAGCUGAUUCUCCCAUCAAGGUUAUUUUCUUCUGAGAAAGACACUCAUAAGGACUAUGCUCUCCCUAACCCCAGCUGGACUAAGGACCUAAGACUCCUUUUUGACCAGUUCAUGAAGAGAUGUGAAGAUGGCUCCUGGAAACGUUUGCCUUCAUACAGACAAAACCCUGCUCAAGCCCUUCAAGAGUUCCAAACCCGUUUUGUUGACUCAAAGUUCAAGAAAGAAAACCAUAUGUCAAAGGCCCAACAGUUCAGCAGAAGCUUCGAGGAAGGGCUAGGCUUUGAGUAUGUGAUGUUCUACAAUAGCGUUGAGAAGAGGAUGGUCUGCUUGUUUCAAGGAGGUCUUCACCUGCAAGGGGUACCUGGAUUUGUUCACGGAGGUGCCAUUGCAACUGUCGUUGACAUCACUACCGGCUUGUGUGCAAUUGCUGAGGGUGUUGCCAUGACUGCCAAUCUCAACAUCGACUACAAAAAACCUAUCCCCCUUCUUUCUGUUGUUGUGGUAAAUAGUCAACUUCAAAAAAUUGAAGGAAGGAAACUUUUUAUUUCCUGUACUAUUCAAAGUAUUGAUGAGAAGACUUUAUACACAGAGGCAACAGCCUUAUUUAUAAAGCUGGAUCCUGACAAACCUUUGACAUAAAAGAACUUCUAGUGAGUUCCACUCUGUUCUGCAUGAGGUUCUCCCCACUCCAGAAGCAGCACCUAUCUGCACUCCUGUCAGUCACAGCUGCUGAGUCCCCAGGGAAAGUCUGCUCUGACAGCCCCUUCAGGACGGCCUCUGAAAAAAACGGCUCCAGGGACUCACUUUCCACCUUCCAGAUUUUUUUUUUGUAAGAAGUACUUCCCAGGAGAGUCUCAACAAUAAUCUGUAUCUCUCUAGGACAAAUGUGUGGUUCUAACACGUGAACAAACUUUAAAGCUAACAAGCAUA